UGCCGUCACCUCAUGGCGACGCGGGUAGAGGAGGCUUCGCGGGGAAGAGGCGGCGGCGCCGAGGAGGCGGUUGAGGCUGGACGGGCCGGACGGCGACGCAGCCCGCGGCAGAAGUUUGUGAUUGGCACAAUGGAAGAAGCUGGAAUGUGCGGGCUAGGGGUGAAAACGGAUAUGUUGCAUAACUCUCAGUCCAAUGAUAUUCUUCAGCAUCAAGGCUCACACUGUGGUGGCACAAGUAACAAGCAUUCCUUGGAAGAGGAUGCACACAGUGACUUUAUCACGAAGGGCAGGAGUUUGGUGAGCCCAGAGUACUGCACACGAGAGUCAAGGGAGGAAAUUCCUGGGCGAGAGGCUCGAACAGAUCCCCCUGAUGGUCAGCAAGAUUCAGAGUGCGACAGGAACAAAGACAAAACCUUAGGAAAAGAAGUCUUAUUAUUGAUGCAAGCCCUAAACACCCUUUCAACUCCAGAAGAAAAGCUGGCAGCUCUCUGUAAGAAAUAUGCCGAUCUUCUGGAGGAGAGCAGGAAUGUUCAGAAGCAAAUGAAGAUGCUGCAGAAGAAGCAAGCCCAGAUCGUGAAAGAGAAAGUUCAUUUGCAGAGUGAACACAGCAAGGCUAUCUUGGCAAGAAGCAAACUCGAGUCUCUUUGCAGGGAACUUCAGCGUCACAAUAAGACGUUAAAGGAAGAAAAUAUGCAGCAGGCACGAGAGGAGGAAGAAAGACGGAAAGAGGCCACUGCGCACUUCCAAAUCACUUUGAAUGAAAUCCAGGCACAGCUGGAGCAACACGACAUACACAACGCCAAGCUCCGCCAGGAGAACGUGGAGCUGGGCGAAAAGCUGAAGAAGCUCAUCGAGCAGUACGCCCUGAGGGAGGAGCACAUUGAUAAAGUAUUCAAACAUAAGGAACUGCAGCAACAGCUUGUGGAUGCCAAACUGCAGCAGACAACACAGCUGAUAAAAGAAGCUGAUGAGAAACAUCAAAGAGAGAGAGAGUUUUUAUUAAAAGAAGCAACGGAAUCAAGACACAAAUAUGAACAAAUGAAACAACAAGAAGUACAACUAAAACAGCAGCUUUCUCUUUAUAUGGAUAAGUUUGAAGAAUUCCAGACUACCAUGGCAAAAAGUAAUGAACUGUUUACAACCUUCCGGCAGGAAAUGGAAAAGAUGACAAAGAAAAUUAAAAAACUGGAAAAAGAAACGAUAAUAUGGCGGACCAAAUGGGAAAACAAUAACAAAGCACUUCUGCAAAUGGCUGAAGAGAAAACUGUGCGAGAUAAAGAGUACAAGGCCUUUCACAUAAAACUGGAACGGCUGGAGAAGCUGUGCAGGGCCCUGCAGACGGAGAGGAACGAGCUCAGUGAGAAGGUGGAGGUGCUGAAGGAGCAGGUCUCGGGGAGGGCGGCGGGCGGGGGCCCAGCGCCGCCCCGGGCCCAGCCCUGUGCUGCCCCGGCUUCUGCCGAGGAGCCCAGCGCCGCCUGGCAAAGCACUGCCCGUGUCAGCCCGGAGGCCGAGUCCCUGGGUGCUGGGCCCAGCAUCGAGUCAGUUGACUGAGAUCAAGUAUGAUCACUGUAUCGAGAGCUCUAUUUUGUGUAUAACUUUCUCUGUUAGUAGUAACUUGGUUUUGUGGUGAAAAUUUUCUUACUUUUUCUACCAUAUCUGUAUUUUCUUAGAACUACUGGACUUAUGUGGUACAGGAGGCUGCUUGGCAGGUUUGAAUAGUUUUACUCUCUACAUUUUCCUCAGCUGUGUUGCACAUCUGCCUCUUUCCCCUUCAUCGGAAUGCAUGUGCUCAUUGCCUUUCUCCCUCUCCCCUGCUGCUUGCACAGAAUUGUCCGAAUUAAAAUGUCACUCACCAGGGCUGACCAUUACAAGGGAACUUUGUUCUGAUAACGGUUCCCCACCCCCACACCCCGCCCUGCCCCGCGGCUUGUGGGAUCAUCAUUCCCUGAUGAGGGAUUGAACCCAGGCCCCAGCAUUGAGAGCACCGAGUCCUAACCACUGGACUGCCAGGGAAGUCCCUGAUAAUGGUUCCUGAUGUGAAAACAAUACUCGUUUAAACAUCCUGCCCCCCCAAUUAAUAUUACUCAAAGGAAAAUAUCAAGAUGAUUAGAUAUUUGUCUUAAUAGCCCAUUUUAAAUGCCAAGUAAAAAAACUCUAGGCUUGGGUCAGAAACAAGCAUAGCAUAUUUGAUUCAAAUUAGCUUUUUGAUAUUAUAUCACUUGACAAAUUGAGAUGGCUACAAACCUAGACUUGUACAUAAAGGUGUAACUUUUAAACAAAGUAGAAUAUACAGGCAAAUCAUUGGAGAGACAGGGCUAAUGUUUAUGUGAUUAAAAAGAGUCCCACCGUGGCUUCCCUGGUGGCGCAGUGGUUGAGAGUCCGCCUGCCGAUGCAGGGCACGCGGGUUCGUGCCCCGGUCCGGGAAGAUCCCACAUGCUGCGGAGCGGCUGGGCCCGUGAGCCAUGGCCGCUGAGCCUGUGCGUCCGGAGCCUGUGCUCCUCCGCAGGAGGAGAGGCCGCAACACUGAGAGGCCCGCGUAGCGCCGGGAAAAAAAAAAAAAAAAAUCAGGACAACAAAUAUCUAUGUCCCUGAAUUCGAGGGAGGCAUUUCCAGUAGAAAGUGCGGUUCUCCUUUAAAAAGAAAAAAAAAACAGUCCCACCGCUCUGUUUUCAGGACAGAAGCAGUAUCUGAAUUUGGACCACCUGGAUGCCCGCUGUGUGGGGAGCCUGGUGGUUUGUUUGCUUCUCACUCGGGAUUUGGGUACACAUCCUCCACUUCCCACGGAGAGCUGCCACUGACAGUCUUUCGCCAGUCAGUGUAGGACGAGGAGGGUAAAAUCAUGUGUAGCUUUCCUUAAGCGGAAGUCCCUCCACUACCUUCUGGCUGCUUGAAAGUUGGUGUCCAACUGUUCCGACAGUCCAAACAGCAUUGUUCUCCAGGGUUUUUUAAAGGGAAUUUUAAUUAUGAUCAUGCUAACUAAAUGAAACUGAUUCCAUUUCUAAAACAAAGACUGGAACCAGCAUUUUUGACUUUGAGGAAACUUGGCAGAGUUAAAUAGCCAGGAUCUAUUUAUUACUUAUGCUUUCAUUCUGUUUCUGCCCCUUUUCUUAGUGGUUUUUUGGGUUGUUGUUUUUUUUUUUUUUAGUAAAAACCAGUAUUAUCAAGGUGUCUACACUUGGAAUGGGGGGCUUUGAAAAUGCAGCACAUCACUUUUGGAUUUGCUGUAAGUUCCUUUGUUCUUCACAAUGUCACAUGUGGUCGAGUUUAUACACAUCAUUAACCAGGCUGCACUGAUGAGAGUUUUGACUUUGUCCCUGGUAUAAUUUGCAUUGAAAUACUUUAUGAAAUAAAAAGGCUCUAUUAGAACUGGUGUUAGCACAUUCCACUGAGCAAAACUAUCAAACUGACACUUCUUAUAUUGCUUACUGGACCGAAUAAACUCUCUUCUGUCCAGUUAAAAGGGUUUUUCUCUUUGUUAAUGUUUUAUUUGUCCUGUCACGUUCACGGUCUAAACUGGGUUGAAGAAUUGAAAACUGUCCAAUAGAUAGGCAACAGCGCCUGGAGUGGUGGAUUAUAUCUAAGCUUCCACCAUCAGUCAUGUUAAUCAAAGGGCCAGACAGUGAAGGAAAAGAAACCCACAAAGUUGGUUAUCUAAUUACUGUCAAAAUGAGUCGGAAGCAAAAACAAACACAUCCUCCUCCAACAGCCUUUUAUAGAUAUCCCCUUCGGUUACUAAAUGAAAUAUUGGACUCAUUUCCCUGAGAGGAAAUGGAGGUAUACAUCAGAAAUACACUCUACUGUAAAAUUAGUACUAAUGGUCCCAUUUCACAAGCGCUCUGCUGGAUGUACAGCUCUUACUGUCUUAAGCCAUUUGUGUAGCCCGCCACGUUUCUUUGUGGUGCUUGUCCUGUGUGGAAGAUUGUAACGGACCUGUUGCAUAUUUUCAAGGGCUUUAUAAAGCGACGUGAUUUACAGUACUUGGCCUGCUGCUUUUGGCUUACUGUGUAUUUUUAGCUAGAUGCUCUCAUGGUGUUUAAAGGACAUGGAUUCUCUCUGGGGUGCAUUUGGUAUCCUUUCAGAAUCUCUCCUCCCAUUACCCUGUGAAUAAAUACAAACGGGACCCUCUGAGAAGGACAUGCUCCUAAAGCAAUCACCUCGCCAGCCCAGUGUUGUGGCUUUGUAGCACACCCUGUUUCUACCACAUUCUAGAACACUGUAAUGCUACUAAGGCUGGCCCAGGAAAGAUUGAAAUGUCAAAUUUGCUUCAACUGCAUUUGCUGCACCAUCAUGGAAUCUUGAUGUAUAUUAUUUAUAGUGGCAGGAGACUCCAAGGAGUAGAGAAAACUUUGGGUCUUGGAUAAUGGACCAUUUCAUCCUCAGACUUGUAGGAGUACAUUUCUUGGUCUUGAGACCAGUAUUUUUUAGUUGUUAUGUAUGCAACUGCCUUUAUUACACCUGGUUAUCAAUUCAAUUCUCAGGUGUUGCAGAAAAAUCUACCUCUUUCAGACUGUAGAUGGAAAUAACUGUGAAAAAAUGAUGCAGAUAUCUUCUAGUUUGUGCUAAACACACUGCUUUAUUUUUACAGCCCACGUCUUUCAUGAGGAUAUGAAUUGUUAAGAGGCAGUCUUGUUUUGCUUUUCAAAGACAUUUUGUAGAGAUUUUUCACUAAUGUGAAUCUGAUUUUAUCUACUCAAUUCUGUAUAGAUUAAGUAAAUAUGUAUGAUAAAUUUAA
Mesoplodon densirostris (Blainville's beaked whale) is the source of this 4732-nucleotide messenger RNA. RefSeq names its product taxilin gamma (gene TXLNG). The record is from RefSeq and is a predicted model, not a curated record. Bases 13 to 1551 code for a protein of 512 amino acids. Gene Ontology annotation, molecular function: syntaxin binding. Gene Ontology annotation, biological process: regulation of cell cycle. The transcript is spliced from 10 exons. Lineage: Eukaryota; Metazoa; Chordata; Mammalia; Artiodactyla; Ziphiidae.